Salvia splendens (bonfire salvia) is the source of this 1467-nucleotide messenger RNA. RefSeq lists its product as uncharacterized. Gene Ontology annotation, molecular function: nucleic acid binding; zinc ion binding; aspartic-type endopeptidase activity. The coding region runs from base 1 to 1467 and encodes 488 amino acids. NCBI's taxonomy places the organism in Eukaryota, Viridiplantae, Streptophyta, Magnoliopsida, Lamiales, Lamiaceae. The transcript has 2 exons. Gene Ontology annotation, biological process: proteolysis. The record is from RefSeq and is a predicted model, not a curated record.
AUGCCGCCAAGGAUAGCUGGGCGACCCCGAGGAAGAGGAAGAGGACGUGGUAGAAGGCCGCACCCUGAGCCCGAAAGACAACACGUAAACCCUCCGCCACCAUCUCCACCUCGAUCACUUUCACCCCCCCCUGCCCCGACAGUAGAUAGAACUGUCAUUAACACCUUUCUGAAAAAGAAGCCGCCAACGUUUGACGGAAAAGGCGACCCCACUGAAGCGGAAUCGUGGAUACGUGCGCUCGAGCGCCUGUUUGACUUACUGCAAUGCACAGACGAUGAGCGUUUGGUUUGUGCCUCACUCCAACUGACUGGGUCAGCAGAUUAUUGGUGGGAAGCCCGCAAAAAGAUAAUGACCCCGCAGCAGCUAGAGGACCUAACUUGGGAUCAAUUCAAGACAGGAAUCUACGACAAAUACAUCCCCAAGAGCUAUAAAAAGCAGAAGGAAACAGAGUUCUAUAACUUGAAACAGGGACGAAUGUCAGUGACAGAAUAUGAUCGCACUUUCUUUGACCUGUCCAGGUACGGAGUUGAUCAAGUGGAUACGGAUGAAAAGAUGUCCGAGAAAUUUUGUGCUGGCUUGAGGCACGAAAUAAGAGUAGCAUUGGCUAGCCGUGGCGGACUACCAUAUUCCGAAGCUCUAAAACUGGCCUUAGACAUUGAAGCUGCAUUGCCUAAAGAAAGACCUGCACCCAACCCUACAAAUAUGUCACUGCAGACCUCGUCCCAAGCCCCAAGGGACAAAAGGAAGUGGGAAGGAAACCAGAACCAGUGGGGACAAAAGAAGCCAUGGCAUGGACCACCCCGCCCACAAAACUUUGCAAGGCAGCCUAUCUUUAAACCGACAGGAAUCACUCAACCAAGGCCCAAUCUUUGUCCCAAAUGUAACAAGCCCCACAGCGGAAUCUGCAGGGCCGGAGAAAUGAUUUGUUUUACUUGUGGAAGGUAUGGCCAUAUCGCCAGGAACUGUCAAAAUGGACUCCAGAGAAGGAGUGCACCAACUAACCAGCCAGCACAACGUCAACACUUGCGAGCUCUACAUGCAGACACCCAGAACCACCAGACCCCGCAUCCACAACGACCGAGCCUCUCAACUCAAGCUAGGGCAUAUGCAUUGGGACGAAACCAACAGAACAACAACCAUGGGAAUUUGGCAGGUAUGGGCACUCUAUUGAACGUACCUAUUGUCCUUUUGUUUGAUACUGGUGCCUCGCACUCCUUCAUAUCAACCUCGUGUGUAAGCACUUUAGAACUCACACCAGAACCAGCCGAACCUAGAGUAACGGUGUCCUCACCAGUAGGAGGAGUUAUAGAAAUCACACAAAAGUGCUCGAACCUAGAAAUCACGCUCGGAGAACGUAAGGGAUGGAAUGGUUGGCCAAGAACCACGCCACCAUCAAGUGCAGUGAAAGACAUAUUUCCUUUCAAACUCCGGGAGAAGGGCAAGUUGAGCUCCAUGGAAUCACUAUGA